Messenger RNA from Podarcis lilfordi (Lilford's wall lizard), 34931 nucleotides. The record is from the annotation of a GenBank genome assembly. NCBI's taxonomy places the organism in Eukaryota, Metazoa, Chordata, Lepidosauria, Squamata, Lacertidae.
CCCCCUGCGACGCAGGAACCUUUUGCCCGACGUGGGGCUGGGAACCCACUCACCACCCUGAAAAUUCAGGGUCUCAUGCUCUAACGCCCCGAGCCGACCCACAGGUUGGCGCACUCGCCUCGCACGGGAUCUUUUGGGCAGAGGUUGGGGGGGGGGGCACCGCCUGCCCUGUAGGAUCUAGUUGAGAUCCCUGCAUUGCAGGGGGGGGGUUGGACUAGAUGACCCUGGGGGUCCCUCCCUCCCAUCCUAAGUUGACCCAACGUUGCUUUUGUUUCUUGGCUCGCUUUCCCACCCCCACCCCCACCCCCCAUUGAAAUGCUAUGAGGAGGUCCGAAAUGAAACAAGGAGAAGACAGGGACCCCGACAAACCCCAGCCCCCUUUUUUGGAUCAAAAGGCCCCACAGAUCCAACCCUCCCCUCCCCAAAUCCCCUCUCUCGCUUUAUCCCACGUAGGGACCCCAAAGUGUGGGGGGUCCGAAAUGAAUCAAGAAGAGGAGAGGGACCCCGACAAACAUCAGCACCCCUUUUUGGGGUCAAAAGGCCCCACGGCCAGACCCACACCUCCAACCCUCCCCAGAUCCCCUCUCUCGCUUUAUCCCACGCAGGAUAUCCCCAAAGUGUGGGGUGGGGAGAGAGAAAAGAGAGGAAAACACCGCCCCCCCCACCCCACAACCCGGGGGUCUAAAGCCUUCGAGGGGCGUCUAUGGGGCGGGGAGGAGGCGCCUUCUUAGCCAGGAAAGCCGCCUCCGCCUGCCGGCCUUGCGCUUUAUUAUCCCCGGGGCUUUUCCUUCCCCUUUCCCCGGGGAUCCUGGAGAGGCCUCGGCGGGGAAAGGAGGACCGGGAGGAGGAGGGAAGCGGCUACCUGGUCCGACAUGGCUCCCCGCCGCAGGCUCAGCUGGGCCGGCCGCCUCCGCCUCCCUCCGCCGCCAAGCAGCAGCCUCCGCUCAGGUUCUUCUUCUUCCUCCUCUUCUUCCUCCUCCUCCUUCCUUCCUUCUCUCUCUCUCUCUCUCUCUUUCUCGGAGACACGGAGCGCAGACGGAGAGCACAACCCCCAGGCCGGCGAAGGAGGGAGUUCCUCUGCGCCUGAGCUCACUUCCCGCUCCCUGACGCGGCGGAGGAGGGGAAAAGAAGCUUCUCCUCCUUUCCUUUCGCUUCCCUUUCUUCCCUCCUUCUUCCCUUCCCUCCUUCUUCCCUCUUCUCCUUCGACGGAAGUCUCUAGGUGGCACGAACGGCGGCACCAGAACUUAAGCCGUUGCGAAACCAAAGCGUUCCAAAACCGAGGCGCGCAAAGUUAACGCGCAACGAUUUGAGAAAAAGCAGUUAUAAGCUGAACAAGCUCUAGUUAUUUUCUCCUUCCGAUAGGGAGCCCACUUAAGGAGCUCUUGGAUACCCCAUAAGGGAAGAAGGGCAGAUUUUGUUUACAACGCUAGCAAUUUGGGGGAAAUUUUAUUACCAUGUUCCAAAAAAUUUCUCUUUUCAGGAAUAUCAAAUCUGUCUGCACUCCCCCACUCUCUUGGGAGCCCUCCCAAAAAAUUAAAGGGGGGAAAAACUGGAUGUAUGUUUCCGAAAUAUAAGAUAAAAAAACAAAUCGAAUAAAACCUACAUGCAGCAGCAGUGUUUUGUGUUGUGUAGGCUCCUAUGAUGUACAUGUUUUGUUACGUGCAAAUGGCUUUUAGAUACCCAUUAGGUCCAUAAAUUACCACGUAGCAUAUACAGUGGUACCUCGGGUUAAGUACUUAAUUUGUUCCGGAGGUCCAUUCUUAACCUGAAACUGUUCUUAACCUGAAGCACCACUUUAGCUAAUGGGGCCUCCCGCUGCCGGAGCACGAUUUAUGUUCGUAUCCUGAAGCAAAGUUCUUAACCUGAAGCACUAUUUCUGGGUUAGCGGAGUGUGUAACCUGAAGCGUAUGUAACCCGAGGUACCACUGUACAGUCAUACCCCGGGUUGAAUGUGCUUCAGGUUGAGCGCUUUCGGAUUGCACGUUACUUCCAGGUUUCACUGCUCGUGCAUGCGCAGAUGCUCAAAAUGGCAUCAUGCGUAUGCAUGGAAGUGGCAAAACGCGAGCCACGCACGCGCCAUCGCGUCUUAUGUUCCAUUCAGGAUGCGAACGGGGCUCCGGAACGGAUCCCGUUCGCAUCCCGAGGUACAUACCUCGGGUUACAGACGCUUCAGGUUACAGACCACUAACCCAGAAAUAUUACCUUGGGUUAAGAACUUUGCUUCAGGAUGAGAACAGAAAUCGUGCAGCGGCAGCGGGAGGCCCCAUUAGCUAAAGUGGUGCUUCAGGUUAAGAACAGUUUCAGGUUAAGAACGGACCUCCGGAACGAAUUAAGUUCUUAACCCGAGGUACCACUGUAUUCAACACACACAAAACAGCAGCAAUUUGUUGCUGACAAAGGACAGCUGAACAUAUAAAGGGCCGCGUUACCUUCAGUAGCUUAGGGCCUCAUCAAACCUAAAUCCAGCCCUGGAUAAAGGGUAUCGAAAAAGGAGAUUUAAUAGAUUGGAUAAAAGUUAUUUAGUCGCAGAAAAAAGAAGAGAUGGUUAUUGGAAACCGGGCGGGGGGGAGACCGGGAGUCGGAAGAACUCCUAUAAAGAUAUUGAAUUUGUUAUGGGUUAAUGCAAAUAAUACUGUAUGUUAAAAAUUUCUAAAAUUAUAUAUCUAUAUAGGCGUUUGAGAACCAAGGUAGCACUGUACAGGCAAAAAAAAGGAAGGCGUUAUAAAAUAAAUAUAUGGGGGGGUGCAGAGCGAUUUGAUAUUCCUGAAAAGAGAAUUUUUUUGAACAUAGUAAUAAAAUUUCCCCAAAUCGCUAGCUAGAACCAUACAGUCCAUCAUUACAGGCAAAAAGAAGUUAUACAGAAUUAAAAGCAGAAGUCUAAUGUCCAGGUCAAGGGAAGCUUUUUAAGGUCUCAUGUUUUGCUCUGGAUUUGCUACGUGCUGGACAUAGGAGCAUGGGGACCUUCUGCCCUCACUCCACAAAUUCCCAUUCAAAAUGUCGCCUACAAAAAUGUCUCCUACGAAAGAGACACAAAACUUACAACACUGGUGCUGAACAAAUUCCACAGGACGAAAGAUUAAAAUAUAGAUUUGAUAUUUCCAUCAAAAUGUUAAAUACAGUAAAAUGAUUAGCUAUUCACAACCUUCCAAAUGGAUAAAUGAACAACUCGGCUCUCUUACAAACAUACAGUCCAAAAAGGCACCCUCUCUCCCUCCCUCCUGCCUUAAAUUUACAUCACAGCAGUUUCCAGAGCCAAUACUGUAAAACUCAAAACAUCUGUUUGGCUCAGAGAGCUAUGAUCAAAUUGGAAAGAAAGACCUGAUUGUGUGUGCAGUUCCCUCGUGACCAUGCGCUCAACUCUUUUGGAUUACAGCCAUGAAUUGCAGAGACUUGGUUCACCUUUUGCUUAUAAAUCAGGAUUAAUUUCACUGAAGUAUAAAGUGGAACAGAAGGUACUGAUGCUAUUUGCAUCAGAAUUCACAUUCUGCUUUCUGUCUGCGUUUAGAUCUUCCUGAUCCGAGUUCAAGCCAAGAGCAUGUUCAGCGUAAUGGUUUUACUGGUGCGGGUCGGUAGAUAUGCCCAUGUUGUAAACAAAAUCUGCCCUUUCUCCCUGAUGGGGUAUCCAAGAGCCUUUAUAGAGUCCUUACGUGGGUUCCCUAUUGGUCGGAGAAAAUAACAGAGGCCAACCAGAGAAUAUUGAGAAGCAAAGCUGCUAGUAAGCCUGAUCUUUAUUGAACUGUUGCAACAGGGUCUCCCCUCACACGCAGGAGAAAGGAGGAGGACCCAGAACAAAGGUGUGCCUGCCCUAAUAUAGACAUUUUAAAUUCCCUGCCCUGGAGCUCAAGACCACCCCUCCAUACAUCAUACAUACAUCACAGAAGGGGUGUAACCCAAGACCACCCCCCACAAACAUCAUACCUACAUCACAGAAAAGGCGGUCUACAACAGAAAUUUGAAUGUUGUUAUUUUUUCUAUCUGUCAGGUUAUCUGAUAAUGCCUUAUCUGAUUGCCUUUCCUGGUAGUCUGGCCAUUCCUUUGAGAUGGUGAUUUCUAAAUUCCUGUAACAAGGAAGGUUUUUUUCACCUCCUCCCUCCUUGCAGAGAGCAGAGAAACAUUUGGUCAGCUUGGGAGUCAAAAUGGUUUCAGGACGGUCUUCCUGUGCUGAUCUAUGUAGGUGCUUGGUUGGUACAUUUAUGAACAUUAUAUAUAUAUAUAUAUAUAUAUAACCUUAAAUUUUAUUAUUACACCCAUCACUGGGUAAUAUGGACAGUGGUGUGGUGCUGGACAGAGCACAGCUCUGAGACUUUUCUAGAUCCGGAGAGAUGACAUCAUCUGCCAGACUAGGCAUAGCUGUCAACUUUCAGAUUUAAAAAUAAGGGAUCAGCAGCCUCGAAAAUAAGGGAUCAGCAGCCUCACCUGUCCCAGGGACAGUCUAUGGGAUAUCUAACAAUCCGGGAUAGCAGCGGGAAGCAGCGGGAAACGGCGCUGGCAUAAGGGAAUUUCCCACAAAAAAAGGGAAGGUUGACAGCUAGGCAGACUAGGGCACCAGAAUGAGUAACCUUGCUUCAUAGUCAUAUGAAGCUUUCAAGGCUGUUUAUGACAGAUUAGUAUCAAGGAUGUCAGAGAAUGGAGAAAAUAUUGAAGCAAAGGCCGUGUCCUUCUUUCGCCCAACCCUUCCAUGGAACUCCUACUGCAUGGCAACUGUUUAUAUAGUAACACUGCUUUGCAAGAUGGAAUGCAUAGCUUGCAUAGCUCAUUAAAAACUGUAGGCUGCAUUUCAGCUGGCUGAGGAUAUUUUGUAUGGAAAUAUACAUGCAUGGUGGGGACCCCGAAAUUCUUCUCAGCGGCUGCUCCCAGACAACUUUGCGACUCCCUGGAGGAGCUAGACCAGCUUGCAACUUGCUGUCUUUCCUUCUUGUGAUAUUAUUAUUAUUAUUAUUAUUAUUAUUAUAUUUGUAUACUGCCCUUCAUCCAUAGAUCUUGGGGCAGUUCACAGCAUAAAAAUGUUCCAGUGGGUUUGGGGAAACUGGCUGAUUUUUAAAUGAGAGGGCUGGCACCGUGCUGUUUUUAUGGUAAAUAUUUAUAUGUUUUCAAAGCAAGAUUGUAUACAUGCAUAUGGCUUUAAUUCCAUUAACGUUUAAAUGGUGUGGGGGUUUUUUAACGACUCGUCCCCCUAUGUUUUUAGCGAUUUUUUCUUUUAAGUGUAAGCCGCCUUAAGUCCCGUGAGGGGAAAAAAUCAAUAUAAUGUAAUAAUAAUCAUCAUAACAACAACAACACCAUUCUGUUUCCUAAAUCUGCUGUCUAUAUAACCUGCUGAAAACUGCGCCUAUUUUGCCCUCAAAAAUGUAGCUGUUUUGAAUUACAGUAUGCAAUUUAUUUAUUGUUAUGGGGCCCCAUUUUCGACCAAUUUCGCCCCGCACAUAGAGAGCGUUAAGCGCCACAAUCCUAGAGGAAGCCCGAAGCUCCAACUUCCUCCCCCGGAUUUCCUAUUUCCCAGAAGGCCGCGAGAAUCACUUCCGGCGCAGCGCCUCACUUCCGCCCUCGUGGUUCUUCGCGCCUAGGAGUUCGCGGUCUCCUGCGCUGGGUCUUCGCUUCGCUCGCCCGCCUUCGCUUGGAAAGAGCCGCUUUUUGCGGGAGGCGCCCCGGCUCCGUCCCGCUGCCGCCAUGCUGGUUUUAUUCGAGACCGCGGCCGGAUACGCCAUUUUCAAGGUGAUCUGAGGGCGCGACACGUGUCGAGUAGGGUUCCCACGUGGCUGCUGCUAGCGGGAGAUUGGAGGCUGCUGGCGGGGCGGAGAGGGCUGGGGGUGGUUGGUGCUCUCGGUUUAUACGUUCACUAGCAACAAGUCGAGAAACAGUUUUGGAACAAGGAGGAUAAACGUGGGGAGACCCCAUCCUCCCUUAUAGCGGACCCGGUUUCUUUCCCUGCCACACCCCAAGUUUUUUCUGGGGGGGCUGGCAGGUCUUCCCGCUAAGCUUAAAACUUGUAACCCUUCCUGGGGAAUCAUGCUGUGUUGUUGUUUAGUCGUUUAGUCGUGUCCGACUCUUCGUCACCCCAUGGACCAGAGCACGCCAGGCACUCCUGUCUUCCACUGCCUCCCGCAGUUUGGUCAGACUCAUGUUGGUAGCUUCUUGUUCUUCUGAUCUUGUUGGAUCAGACAAGAGUCCUCUCUUGUUCCACAUCCUGCUCCCCACAGUGGCCCAACCUUUGGGAGGUCCCCAAGUCGGGGGAGGCAGGAAUGAAUUUUACCAGAUUUAAAUAUGGCCCCAGCUAUGUGGCAUAUUAUCUGGAGGAGUCAACCCUACCAACAGUUAUCUGGAUCUGUCCUUCCAGUGAGCACUCAGGGCUGAAUUCCCUAAGAAUGGAUAGGUUUGAUCUUCUUGCAGUCCAUGGGACUCUCAAGAGUCUCCUCCAGCACCAUAAUUCAAAAGCAUCAAUUCUUCGGCGAUCAGCCUUCUUUAUGGUUUUCCCAGUAGUGAUGUAUGGAAGUGAGAGCUGGACCAUAAAGAAGGCUGAUCGCCGAAGAAUUGAUGCUUUUGAAUUAUGGUGCUGGAGGAGACUCUUGAGAGUCCCAUGGACUGCAAGAAGAUCAAACCUAUCCAUUCUGAAGGAAAUCAGUCCUGAGGUCUCACUGGAAGGACAGAUCCUGAAGCUGAGGCUCCAAUACUUUGGCCGCCUCAUGAGAAGAGAAGACUCCCUGGAAAAGACCCUGAUGUUGGGAAAGAUGGAGGGCACAAGGAGAAGGGGACGACAGAGGACGAGAUGGUUGAACAGCGUUCUCGAAGAUACCAGCAUGAGUUUGACCAAACUGCGGGAGGCAGUGGAAGACAGGAGUGCCUGGCGUGCUCUGGUCCAUGGGGUCACGAAGAGUCGGACACGACUAAACAACUACAAAUAUUAAAAAGCCACAAGGCAGAAAGGGUUUGGAGAGGGGUAUCACCCCAGAACUCUGGAAAAUACCAGACUAACAAUGAAGCCUUACUAGAGACAAAGUCAAAUGUCAAAAGUCUUGGUUCCUUGGUUGCUCUGGUCCAGGGGGUCACGAAGAGUCAGACACGACUAAAUGACUAAGCAACAAAAACAACAGUUGGAAGGGACCACGAGGGUCAUCUAGUCCAACCCCCCCAUGCAGGAAUGUGGGGCUCAGACCCACAACCCUGACAUUAAGCUGAGCUAUCCCAGCAAUCUACAGUGGUACCUCGGGUUACAUACGCUUCAGGUUACAUACGCUUCAGGUUACAGACUCCGCUAACCCAGAAAUAGUGCUUCAGGUUAAAAACUUUGCUUCAGGAUGAGAACAGAAAUCGUGCGGCGGCAGCAGGAGGCCCCAUUAGCUAAAGUGGUGCUUCAGGUUAAGAACAGUUCCAGUUUAAGAACGGACCUCCGGAACGAAUUAAGUACUUAACCCGAGGUACCACUGUAUUAGUAAGUGAUCCUUAAAACAACCCUGUGAGGUAGCCUCCUCCAUUCUAGUGCCCUCCAGCUGUUUUGCACAGCAGCUCCCAGCCGUGUUGCCUGGGGGUGUUGGGAAACGUAGUCCAAAACAUUUGAAGGACACCAGGGAUGGGGGGUGUUGCUGUUACAGCAGAUUUAGGUAGGGAGAGGGAAAGAGAUAAUUGAUUCAGGCUGCCUAGAGAGUGAGAUUUUAGCUGGGGACUUCCUAGUUUACAGCUCUUGCCUUUUUCCAGCUGUCCUGCAUUGCAUCCACUUGCUCCAUUGUAUCUACAUUGCACCCAUUUCUGCCAAGAGGAUGGGACUGUAUUAUUUUGCACACUGGAGUCUACUUUGUUUAGGAUUUUGCUGGUGAUCCAGUGUUGAUACAGCAAGCUUUGUGUGUUCACUGAAACAGGAUUCUGGGCAAUGCAGAGAAGGAAAGUGAGUCUUUAGGGUUAAUUUCUAUACAUCUUUACUUAAAUGUCCUGUCUUUACUUCUGAGUAAAGAUGCAUAAAAUUAGACUGCAUGGAACACGAUUAAUUUUGUACUUGUGACAGACAUCUUGAUUGAGAUGUCAAAGACCACAGGCGUUUCCCUCUAGUUGAGAAGCAGCAUGUAAGUUUACUGAAUACUUUUAAAACAUGGCAUCUCACACUUGCAACUAGAUUUUUCUCUGGUUAGAGAUGCGGCAGAGAGUUGGUGUGGUGGAAUGGCUGUUUUCUACAUCGGAAUUGGAGAGAUGUUUUGUGCAUUUCAUCUUACUUACAUAGCAACAUUGAAUCUUGUCAAUUUUGUGUGUAUUUAUUCUAACUCCUUAUCUGUCAUAGGUUCUGGAUGAGAAGAAACUCCAAGAAAUUGACAGCUUAUGGAAAGAAUUUGAAACUCCUGAAAAAGCAAAUAAAGUGUAAGUAACUUUCUCAAGUAACUUAUUAUUUCAUUCAAGCCUAGAGUACACCUUCAUCUCUCUGCUCAAAUAGGAAUCACUGUUUUUUGCCUAGCACCAGUCCUUGGGUUAUUUUGUACGCACAGCUUAUAAAUUUGCUAACCUUCAUCCUCCACUGUUGACAUGACAACUCUAUAGAUGCAGUUGGAUGGCAGGAGCCAUGCUGUAGUGGAAAGGCUUGCAAAGUAUUUUUCAACAGGGUUAAUAUCACUCAGAAGUGAGGUUUAGCUACAGCCAUGAAACAGAAUGUGUUGAUAAUCUUAGCUCUGCCCCUCAGGCAUAAUUAGACCCACCAGGCUUUCCCCUUUGGCCUGCCAGGCCGUUUUGGGCAAACCAUGGCCACCUGCCCUACAGCUGACAUUAGAUAUUAAAUCACUUGUGGGGAGCGUAAAAUCACGCCUGGGGCACUAGCUGUCAGGGCUUCAAAGCACAUCACAAGUGUUUCUGCAGGUAUCUACAGUCAGCUUAUUGUUGGUGCUCUUCAAGAGCAGACUACACAACUGUAGUUCUGGCCGUACCAGGGAAUUUUCCCCUCCCUGGGGAACUUCCUAGUGCAGGCAUGUCCAACCAAAAGUAGCCUAAGAUCUACCAUCCAAUAUCAAAAACUGACAGUGAUCUGCCAUACUCUCCCAUUGUCACUCUUCAACGUAAACAUAUUAUAUUUGGCUGAUAUAGAUAUAGUAAUAACUAUGUUUUUUGUCGUUAUUCUAGAAUAGUUCUCUAGCAAGCCUUAAAUAUCUAUGGUUUAGUAGUAGGAAGCUAUUUGUCAAUCAGACUUAAUAGGUUCUGUUUUUCUCUUUGGUAGGUUAACCUGAUGGGUCACUGCAGACUUUUCAUUUUUCAGGUUUCUUGUGUUCUAGAAGUUGGUAGCUGAUACUCUGUUCCCCAUGAUACUGAUAAAAACUGUUUGGUAUAUUUUAUUUAGAGUGAAACUGAAACACUUUGAGAAGUUUCAAGACACCACUGAAGCUCUUGCAGGUAAUCCCUUCCUUUCUUUGGUGGCUGGCUGAUCUGUUCCUGGCAAGCCUAGAAUCAUUAGCUGUGAGAGUAGCUGACUUUUUUCUAGUGUGUUUUAAAACUUAUUAAUUUUUUAAUAAGUGUGUUUUAAAACUUAUUAAUUUUUUGUGGACUUAAUAUUACUUAUUAAGUCCACAAAAAACCCACCACCACCCCCCCGCCUGCUAAUGCAAGUUACAGUUGUACCCAUGGUUAAGUACUUAAUUCGUUCUGGAGGUCCGUUCUUAACCUGAAACUGUUCUUAACCUGAAGCACCACUUUAGCUAAUGGGGCCUCCUGCUGCUGCCACGCCGCCGGAGCACGAUUUCUGUUCUCAUCCUGAAGCAAAGUUCUUAACCCGAGGUACUAUUUCUGGGUUAGCAGAGUCUGUAACCUGAAGCGUAUGUAACCUGAAGUGUAUGUAACCCGAGGUACCACUGUAUUUGUGGCACAUCAGCAGUUGGUGGUCGGAAAGGACUAAUUUUCAUGUAGCUUACGAAAAUGAGCUUCCCUUCCCUUCUCCAGAUGAACCCAGGCAAAUUAGUGUAAUAAAUAUGGUGUGCCUCUGUGCUAGCCACCCAGACAGUGCCUAAACAAAUGAUGAGCAAAUUUGCCUCCAUCUGAAUGUGUUAGCUCAGUGACCUCAGUGGGAUUUUAUAGCGGAUUGCAGCCUUAGAAUUGGAGGGAGUAAAAACUGGCUUCCUGAUGUCACUGAUGCUUCCUUCGUAGAACUGAAUCUCCAAUUUUUGGUCACUGCCACAGAGACAACAGAUAAAGUUCGGUGGGUGGUCAGUAUUAGUACAUAUUUUGUUCCAUUAUGAACUUUGCCAGGCUGGGAAUGUUAGACAGUCUGCAGGUUUUUUUACAGUGAUGUUCUUUCUCCUUUAAGCAUCCACUGCUCUGGUGGAAGGCAAGAUCAACAAGAACUUAAAGAAAAUCUUAAAGAAGAUAGUUGCCAAAGAUGCACACGAACAGCUGGCCGUAGCAGAUGCCAAACUGGGAGGUGUAAUAAAGGUAAGUUCUGGUUUUUAUGUGCCCUGGCGAUGUGGUGUUCAGAUGAGGUGGUGUUCUCAAGGCCUGUGCUAGUCUUCUUUAUAGCUCCAGAACAAUGAGUUAGUUCUUCAUAUCUUCCCUGUCCAGUGCUCUGACAUGACUUUUUCACUGCAUCCAGAAAUGAUGUGUGCAUAAUGUAAAUUAAUCAGUGAUGGCUGUUGAUGCUUGUUUUGUUGGUACUGAUAUCCUGAGACCAUGCUUUUUGCUGACUUCAUGAUUAUUAUGAUUAUACACUGAUUACAGGGUACUUGCAUUUACUAAGGGCUCCAUACAGAUUAAAAAAAAAGGCAGUCCUUGCCUUUAGACUUGGAUUCUAGUAUAAAAGGUAAAGGGACCCCUGACCAUUAGGUCCAGUCGUGACCGACUCUGGGGUUGCGGCGCUCAUCUCGCUUUAUUGGCUGAGGGAGCCGGCGUACAGCUUGCGGGUCAUGUGGCCAGCAUUACUAAGCUGCUUCUGGUGAACCAGAGCAGCGCACGGAAACGCCGUUUAGCUUCCCGCCAGAGCGGUACCUAUUUAUCUACUUGCAUCUUGACAUGCUUUCGAACUGCUAGGUUGGCAGGAGCAGGGACCGAACAAUGGGAGCUCACCCCGUCACGGGGAUUCGAACCUCCAACCUUCUGAUCGGCAAGUCCUAGGCUCUGUGGUUAACCCACAGCGCCACCCGCGUCCCUCUGGAUUCUGGUAUAGCCUUUACCAAAUUAAAAAGACAAUUACAAAUCCGUUUGAAUAUUUAAUGCAUCACCCAUAAAUCCACAGAGAUGCCGUGGACCACCUGAAUGAAGCUCACUAGUUUGGGAACCCCUAUUGUAGUAGGCAUGAUACAGAAGGAAAAGAUGUGGGGAGGGAAGAGGAAAACAAGUGAAUUCAAGUACAGUCGUACCUUGGAAGUUGAACAUAAUCCGUUCCGGAAGUCCGUCCAACUUCCAAAACGUUUGGAAACCAAGGCACGGCUUCUGAUUGGCUUCAAGAAGCUCCUGCAGCCAAUUGGAAGCCCCGUCAGACGUUUGGCUUCCAAAAAUAGUUCACAAACCGGAACAGUCACUUCUGGGGUUAUGGCAUUCAGGAGCCAAAGCAUUCAAGAACUAAGCUGUUCGAAAACCAAGGUACAGUUGUACUAGUUCUAAAUAAGCUUUGUUGAUAAUGCACUGGACUAAAGUAAUAGAUUGUUAGGGCCACAUUUUUCUGGAUUUUUUUUGUUUUGUUUUGUUUUUUUUAAAAUAAUUUUUUAUUAAGGUUUUAAACAAAGAAAAAAGAAAAACAACACACACACAAAAAAAAAUACAAGAUUUAACAAUAAAAACACAAAACAUAACAAUUAAAAAAAACCUCUCUUUUCCAUUCCCAAUUUUAAAUUACUUAUUUUCUGGACUUCCUCAUACCUCCCUCUUUUGUAUUCCAAUCUGCAUUAUUUGUCCAUCAGUUUCUUUUCCACUUUUUUAAACCCAAUCUAAAAUUUAAUAAAAUAUUAAUAUAUAUAACUUCAACUUUUUAAACAUAAUCCUUGUUCUUAAUGUCAUAUACCUUUAAAUUUUUCCCUUUUGUUAUCAAAUUUCCAUUUCUUUAAACAUCUUUAAUCUUGAUCUUUAAUCUUAAUCUAUCCUUAACUUUAACCUGUACAGCUGGAAACCACUUAUUUUCAAUCCAACAUCACUCUAACGUUCCUUAAUUUUGCAGUGUUUCUGAAGAUAGUCUUUAAAUUUCUUCCAGUCUUCCUCCAUCGACUCUUCUCCCUGUGUCUUGUGCUAUCUCCUGUGUCUUGUGCUAUCUUUAUUUCUUGACCUGUGAAGAAGUAUGGAGAUUAAAAAAAGGUUAACAGGGAAAGGUUUGAAUUGAUGUCAACAUUGAAGCUAGUGCCUUCGUUUUUAUCUAAAAGGCUAAGUUGGUACAACAGUUGGUUGCCAAUUUGCUUAAAUAAGAAUUCUCAAUGGUUAUUUCACUUCAAGGAACUGCAAGAUAGCCCUGCUUGUGGGUUAGCGUUGGGCUACCUUACCUUUCUUAGGUUCUGCUGCUGUUCAACAGUAAACAAAUUUGUUGUUGCAAUAAUAUCAAAAUGGGGAUCACCUUUUUUCCCUCCUGCAGGAGAAACUGAACUUAAGUUGUCUGCACAGCCCCAUGGUUACUGAACUGAUGAGAGGCAUCCGUUCUCAAAUGGAAGGGCUGAUCACUGGCCUUCCAUCGCGGGAGAUGGCAGCUAUGUGUUUAGGCCUGGCACACAGGUAAUAUAGACAUCUUGCCAGCCCCGACUUGCUCGUUUCUAUGCUCUGUAUAACUUUCCCCCUGAGGAUACCGUUUUCUGCAAAGUGGAAUGGCAAGCUUCGGCCCCAGUAUCUACUUACAGCACAGUCUUGUACAUGAUACCAUAUUUUUCGCUCUAUAGGACGCACCGGACCACAAGACGCACCUAGUUUCUAGAGGGGAAAAAAAUAUUAUUCCCCCCCCCCCGCCACAGAGAGGAGGGACAGGCUGCGUGCAGGCUUCUCCCAGAGCUUAUCGGGGCUGCGGGGGAAGCCCGGGUCCCCCCCCCCAGCCCCAAAGUGCAAAGAAGCCAAGACAGUGAGCUGGAUCCAUCCAGCUGGCUGUCUUGGCUUCCUCUUUAGCCUUGCGCAACCUCCCCCGACUGGAGAGGCUGCGCACGGCUAAAGAGGAAGCCAAGGCAGUGAGCGGGUUGGAUCACGCUCACUGCCUUGGUUUCUUUAGCCUUGUGCAGCCUCUCCCGGCUGGAGAGGUUGCGCGCGGCUAUGGCAAUUCCCCCAUCUCCCGCAAAAGCCCAGAGGAGUCGCACACCCUUUAAGGAGCGUGCGGCUCCUGUCGGCUUUUCUACGAGGAGGGAAAAGGGACUGACUGGCCGCGUCAGUCCCUUCUCCCUCCUGGGAAAAAGCCCACAAGACCCGCGCGAAGCUUGUGUGCGACUCUUGGGGGCUUUUCCUGCAUGCCUCCCUCCUUCAUUCGCUCCAUAGGGCGCACAGACUUCCCCCCUUAGUUUUUAAGAGGGGAAAAGUGCGUCCUGUGGAGCGAAAAAUACGGAGGUUUCUACAAGUUAGUCCUGCUCUCAGUUCUGCUGGGUUUCUUCCAACUCGCUGAAACGCUUGUGCCUGUAGGGAGUAAUACAGGGAGCAAACACAGACAGCAGUUUUUCACAGCUCUCUGCCUUAGACUUCUUGCCUGUAAAAACACAAGUCAGUAAAUGAAAAGGGAAAGGAUUAAUCGUUGCACCGUCAGCAAAGAUGAACAUGCCAUUGCAGUCAAUAGCAAUGCCUUUACAAUUACAGUGGUACCUCAGGUUAUGUACUUAAUUUGUUCCGGAGGUCCGUUCUUAACCUGAAACUGUUCUUAACCUGAAGCACCACUUAGGCUAAUGGAGCCUCUCGCUGCCGCCACGCGAUUUCUGUUCUCAUCCUGAAGCAAAGUUCUUAACCUGAGGUAUUAUUUCUGGGUUAGCGGAGUCUGUAACCUGAAGCGUAUGUAACCCGAGGUACCACUGUAUUAUUGGGGGGGGGGGAGAGAAUCUGUGUGUCCUGUGCAUUAUUGUACAUAAUGUUUAUAUCCAUGUCUGCUUUCAGCCUCUCCCGAUACAAGCUGAAGUUCAGCCCAGACAAAGUUGAUACCAUGAUCGUCCAAGCUAUUUGUGAGUACGGUUGGAAGUUAAAUACCUUGAUAUGUCUGCCACCAGCUUUUGAAUUCUUAAUACAGUCGUACCUUGGAAGUCGAACAACUUAGUUCUCGAACGUUUUGCCUCCCGGAUGCCGCAAACCCGGAAGUGAGUGUUCCGGUUUGUGAACUAUUUUUAGAAGACGAACGUCCAGCGGGGCUUCCAAUUGGCUGCAGGAGCUUCCUGCAGAAGCUGUGCUUUGGUUUCUGAACAUUUUGGAACCAGAACUAAUUCCGUUCGACUACCAAGGUACGCCUGUACCAGUAGCCACAAACAUUCUGCUACCUAGUUUGCCGCUGUAGAGUGUAUUUUUGUUUUCUAUCAACCCUUCUGAAAGAUCAGGAGCCAAGCCUAUCUUGGAACUGGGGACAAGAACAAGUCAGGAUGGCUCUCCGUUACUCCCGUUUUCCUCCAUAACUCAGGGUGGUGUCAGAGUCAAUAGGAGGGAGGUGCAGGGCCAGUGAUUAGCAUAAAUUUGGGCUAGCAAAACAUUUGAAUGCUUUCUAUUUGCGUAAAAGGUUUUUUGUUGUGAUCGCAAAAGCAAAUUCAGUUUUUUUCACCGGGUUUUUAGAGAGGCUUAUGUGAUCCCACCCACCCCCAUGCUGUGUCAGAUGAUUGCUGGCAAUCUGACCAAAUCAGUCUGUUAAAAUAACAGCAGUAAGUGAGAGGCAAACCUCCUUCAAUAGCCACAGAAGGAUGCUGUUUCUGUUACCUGGUUCUGUAGUAGGAUUUUUGAAUAUGGAUCAGCAAGAGCUUAUAGUCUUGGGCUUUUCUUUCCGAGGAUGAGAUGACUGUGUGAGUUAGAAACAGCUUCUCAUUGUCAAUUGAAGGUAGCUAGGGAAUGGGGCUGAGGGCUGCAUUUAUUUAUUUGGAUACCGUAUAAUUCAAUGAUAAGUAUUUCAUCAAGCCACAGUUUCUGUGGCUGCCAGUAGGUGGUGGUGGUGGUUGGGGAAACGUGAAGGGGAAGGUUGUUGUGCUUUCUUCAAGGUGUAAGGCAGGCAUGGCCAAACUUGGCCCUCCAGAUGUUUUGGGACUACAACUCCCAUCAUCCCUAGCUAACAGGACCAGUAGUCAGGGAUUAUAGGAAUUAUAGUUCCAAAACAUCUGGAGGGCCGAGUUUGCCCAUGCCUGGUCUAAGGGGACGGGGUGUUUUUGGUUUAGGGUGGGCUGGAUGGGGUGAGUGAGCAAAGUAAGCAGGUGUGGCAGCCCCAGAUAGUGAUAUUAUUUAAUAGUAAUAAUAAUAAUUUAUUAUGCACCACUGACAAAUGGGUUUGGGUGUUGUUUUUUCCAUGUGUGGGAAAUAGGAAACAGAUAAAGGGUAUUUUCUAACAGCGAUGGUAACUUUUUGCACCGUUCCUUCUGCUAGUAUUUGGAGUGACUUGUAUAAUUGGCUACUACACCGUUGUUGAUCUUAAUGGGUGCAAGUGUCGCAAGAUUUCUGGAUUUCCUCUUGUUCACGAGUCUCUUUCAACUACAAUUAAACUUAACUAUGGUUUAAAGGUGAAUGUGCAAUCUGCUAUUGCAUGGAGCUAAAAUCGCAAACACUUUGCUCCCUGCCCCUGCCCCUUUUGCCCCUGUUCUGCUAGGAAAUAAGCCGUGGUUCCUACUUAGCAUUAUAUCUGAAUUCGGAGUCAUGCUUUGUUCCUCAGCAAACAAGUCAUAAGUGAUAAACUGGGAACAAACUUUGGUUACAGCUCGGGAUUUGAAAAGAAGCAAGCCAUGAGCUCAGGUUGGCGCAUAACUAAGCCAAACCAUAGCUUAGUUCCCAGCAGAAGAGAAGUGUGGAUUUAGUCCUGAGCAUUUUAAAACUAUGGUUUAAUGUGAUAUACCUGAAGGAGCGUCUCCACCCCCAUCGUUCUGCCUGGACACUGAGGUCCAGCACCGAGGGCCUUCUGGCGGUUCCCUCGCUGCGAGAAGUGAGGUUACAGGGAACCAGGCAGAGGGCCUUCUCGGUAGUGGCGCCCGCCCUGUGGAACACCCUCCCACCAGAUGUCAAAGAGAACAAUAACCACCAGACUUUUAGAAGACACCUGAAGGCAGCCCUGUUUAGGGAAGCUUUUAAUGUUUGACAGACUACUGUAUUUUAAUAUUUUGUUGGGAGCCGCCCAGAGUGGCUGGGGAAGCCCAGCCAGAUGGACAGGGUAUAAAUAAAUUAUUAUUAUUAUUAUUAUUAUUUUAUUAUUAUUAUUAGGAAACCAGGCCAGUACGUUUAUUCCCUGAGAUCCUAGGAUAACUCAAGGUCUAGUUUCUAAAGUGAAACUAAGCUCAAGUAUCUCUUGCGUUUGUCUACCGCAGCUCUCCUUGAUGACUUGGACAAAGAACUGAACAACUAUAUAAUGCGCUGUCGAGAAUGGUACGGGUGGCACUUCCCUGAAUUGGGCAAAAUCAUCACAGAUAAUCUAACCUACUGUAAAUGUGUGCGGAAAAUUGGUGAGUAGCGCUGGGCUCCUUAGAUAAAAGGUGACAUCCAACAUCAUACCAGUAGACGCAGUAGGACUUGCCUUCCUCUCCUGCUGCCACCACGCAUCUCCCUAGCCUUCCAGAGCAGAUUUUGGGGGUGAGCAGGGGGCUGCAGGAGGGAGGAGAUAAAAUAAGAGGUGUGUUGUGCAAGCAGGAACACCACAGUUGGAUAUCGGCCACAUUGUGGCGUAUUCACUGCCUUCGAAAUUGUACAUUACAUCCUUUUUAUGCUAGAGAUCCACAAUGCACAACAUCUAUCACUGCAAUGCGUUAUACAUUGGGCUGCCUCUGAAGACGAUUGAAAACUUUGGCUAGUGUAGAAUUCAGCGGCCAGGUUACUCCCCGGAGCAAGACGGUUUGAGCAUAUUACCCUGAUUCUGGUCUGACUCCACUGGCUUCCAUUUAGUUUCAGGGCCCACAUCAAAGUGCUGGUUUUGACCUGUAAAGCCUUAAACAGCUCAGGACCGCAAUACCUCAAGGACCGCCUCUUUCCAUAUGAACCUACCCGGACCCUGAGAUCAUAUUCUGAGGCCCUCCUUCCUGUGCCUACUCCUCGAGAGCUCUGGAGGGUGGCAACACGAGAGCGGGGCCUUCUCUGCAGUGGCUCCCCGUCUGUGGAAUGCUCUCCCCAGCGAAGUUCGCCUGGUGCCUUCAUUAUACACCUUUAGGCACCAGGCAAAAACGUUCCUUUUUAACCAAGCCUUUGCUUGAUCUGAUUUCUAUAUUAUGCCCUUUUAAAAUGUGGGUCUUUUCGGGGGGUGUUAUUGGGCUGUCGUUUUUAUUUUGAUUAUAUAUUUUAUGGUUUUAUACUUUUGUUCUGUGAACCACCCUGAGACUUCCUGGUAUAGGGCAGUACAGUGGUACCUCGGGUUACAUACGCUUCAGGUUACAUACGCUUCAGGUUACAGACUCCGCUAACCCAGAAACAUUACCUCGGGUUAAGAACUUUGCUUCAGGAUAAGAACAGAAAUUGUGCUCCGUCGGCACAGCAGCAGCAGGGGGCCCCAUUAGCUAAAGUGGUGCUUCAGGUUAAGAACAGUUUCAGGUUAAGAACGGACCUCCAGAACGAAUUAAGUACGUAACCCGAGGUACCACUGUAUAUAAAUUAUAAUAAUAAUAAUAGCAAUAGUAAUAGCUAUAUUGGGACGCGGGUGGUGCUGUGGGUUAAACCACAGAGCCUAGGGCUUGCCGGUCAGAAGGUUGGCGGUUCAAAUCCCCGCAACGGAUUGAGCUCCCGUUGCUCAGUCCCUGCUCCUGCCCACUUAGCAGUUCGAAAGCACGUCAAAGUGCAAGUAGAUAAAUUGGUACCGCUCUGGCAGGAAGGUAAACAGCGUUUCCGUGCGCUGCUCUGGUUCGCCAGAAGCGGCUUGGUCAUGCUGGCCACACGACCCGGAAGCUGUACGCCGGCUCCCUCGGCCAGUAAAGCGAGAUGAGUGCCACAACCCCAGAGUCGGCCACGACUGGACCUAAUGGUCAGGGGUCCCUUUACUUUUAAUAGCUAUAUUUAUAAGUCCUGCUAUUGCCUACAUUCUAUAGAAUUCUUCAGUAACUGAGCUAUGGAAAAUACCAAAGAGCAGUGAAGAGAGAACUAAGCAAAUCUAUGGCUUACCAUGACUAAGAAAUCUUGCUGUUGCACAGAGGAAAAAUGGUGUCCACUUUGCUGCUUCCUCGCUCCUGCUGCUGCCACCGCCGCCAGAUUAACAGAAACUUAAUUUUUUAAGUUUUAAUUUUAAUCUUUUGUUGGAAGCCGCCCAGAGUGGCUGGCGAAACCCAGCCAGAUGGGCGGGGUAUAAAUAAUAAGUUGUUGUUGUUGUUAAACUAAGCCAUGGUUUGACUUAGCAUUGUGUCCAAACCAAAGUUCUUAUGCUUUGAUUACCGCUCAUGGUUUGUUUGGAUUGAGGCAAACUACAACCCUGGGUUUGGGCACAACACUAAGACAAACCAUGAAUUUGUUCUUGGUGGCAGGAGAGGAGCUAAGUGGUUGUGAUUUUCUCCCAACACAAUUAUUGAAGGUGAGGCUUGGCUUGGCUUGGCUUGGUUUAGCAUCGCAAGCUAACCAAGCCAUAGUACAGUUUCCUUUCUUUUGUGUUGGAGUUGUAAACCAAAACAAAUGAUGAGCAAGAGCCGAUGGUUAAUAACUCGCUCUCACCGGCCCACUCACAAAUUCUACAUAAAUGGGAACUAACACCACGCCGUAGAGAUUACCAUUUCAAAUUAAGUAUAAUGUGGAAAGACACAGCUGCCUGUCUGUGGUGGAGAAGUGUUCUUCAAAGUCACAGCUGAUUAAGACUUUCAAGAGCCCAUCUGCUUCCAUGUUUGAUUUUCUGCAACCCUGUGACACCAUGUUUAGAGAAGUUCUUGGCAAGUUGAGAUAAGACAGGCACCCGGUUAUCUGUGCUUUCCAGAACCUGUUGAAGACAGUUUUGUUUCGACAAGCUUUUGCAGCUGAGUGGAAAGGGCUCUGCCUUAGCUAUUUGUCUUGUCACGUUUUUAAAUCGUAUCUUCAGGGUUUUGUUUUUAAAUUUUUAAGAACUACUGUAUUUUUUGCUCUAUAAGACACACUUUUUCCCUCCUAAAAAGUAAGGGGAAAUGUGUGUGUGUCUUAUGGAGUGAAUGCAGGCUGCACAGCUAUCCCAGAAGCCAGAACAGCAAGAGGGAUUGCUGCUUUCACUGCGCAGCGAUCCCUCUUGCUGUUCUGGCUUCUGAGAUUCAGAAUAUUUUUUUUCUUGUUUUCCUCCUCCAAAAACUAGGUGUGUCUUAUGGCGCGAAAAAUACGGUAUUUCCCUUACGUUGUAAGUCAUCUCAGCACAUAUGUAUAAGGCUGUUCAUAAGCGAAUAGAUGUUAAAUGUUUUAAAACUUGGCUUCUGUCACUGCUUGCCAUUCAUUCCAACUCCUUUACAGUGGUACCUCUGGUUGCGAACGGGAUCCGUUCUGGAGGCCCAUUCGCAACAUGAAAAGAACGCAACCCGCGUCUGCACACGUGCGGGUUGCAACUCGCCGCUUAUGCGCAUGCGUGUGACGUCAUUUUGCACGUCUGCGCAUGCGCGAGCGGUGAAACCCAGAAGUAACCCUUUCCGGUACUUCUGGAUCGCCGCAGGACGUAUCCUGAAAGAACGUAACAUGAAGCGGACAUAACAUGAGGUAUUUUGCUUCCCAGGAGACAGAAAAAACUUUGCCUGUUCUGACCUGUCUGAGGCCCUCCCUGAGGAGGUUGAGGAGGAGGUGAAAGCAGCUGCCGAAAUCUCCAUGGGGACUGAGGUGUCAGAGGAAGACAUCAGCAACAUACAACAUCUCUGUGACCAGGUGAUGGUGAUGGUGGUGUGGUUUUGUCAAAAGUUUGUUUCAUUGGCAUAUUUGCAUUAUGGAUUUACUCCUCUGAAAUUCACUUGGGGGGGGAGGAUGGAUGGAUGGAUAUGGAAUUUGUAGUUCAUAGCUGGUCCAAAACGAAAACAGCGAUUUAAGUCAAAGCCCAUACCUCCAGCGUUGCUCACAAUCAAUGGGCAGCCUGUGUAAAAGGCCUUAGUGCUACUGCCUUCAGUUGAGCCUAAUUCUGUUUUAAAUCUAAAGUGAUCCCGCCUAACUGGCGGUAAAUCCUAAAGAAGCAAUUUUGGAAAGCCUUUCAGGCCAACGUUCUUGAUGGCAGUGAUGAUUUCCUUGAUGAUGCUUUCCCUGAUGUAUAAACCAUGAGGGUUGCACAGUCACUACCUCUUCUGAUGCCAUCUCGAAUAGCUAAAUUAAGGACAUUAAAGUAGGCAUAAUGUGAACAGUUCUUCUGAGAUUUUCAGCAGAAGCAUUGCCUUGACCAGCCUUGUUUCAUAUUUCAGGUAAUCGAGAUAUCGGACUAUCGAGCACAGCUGUACGAUUAUUUGAAAAACAGAAUGAUGGCCAUUGCGCCUAACCUCACCAUCAUGGUGGGAGAGCUGGUGGGAGCCAGACUCAUCGCUCACGCAGGUAAGCUUGACGCAAUGGGGGGAGACGUGUUGUGCUUAACUGUCCUGCACUUCACAACAUCGAAAGGUCACAAGUCCAUUGACCAAGACCGGCUUUGUGAACCUAGAGACUUGGUGUCUGCGAAAUAGAAGCCUAGAAGUUGUCGGUGAUGAUUUUGUCCUGAAGUUUGCUUGAUUUCAUCUCGAAACAUGAAGGCAACUCCUAGUCACUACCUCUUCUGAGACAUCUUCUGGGCUCUGCUGUAGUUCCUUCUCGGCUGCCUCCCCCAAAUAAAACGCAAUGAAUGCCUCGUUUAUUGGCAUCGUUUUGCAAGGAAGAUUAAACUGGGUUGAAUUAUGUUACUGCCGAUUGCCAAAUUACCGUAUUUUUUGCUCUAUAAGACUCACUUUUCCCCUCCUAAAAAGUAAGGGGAAAUGUGUGUGUGUGUGUGUGUUACGGAGCGAAUGCAGGCUGCGCAGCUAUCCCAGAAGCCAGAACAGCAAGAGGGAUUGCUGCUUUCACUGCGCAGCGAUCCCUCUUGCUGUUCUGGCUUCUGAGAUUCAGAAUAUUUUUUUCUUGUUUUCCUCCUCCAAAAACUAGCUGCGUCUUGUGGUCUGGUGCAUCUUAUAGAGCGAAAAAUACGGUAUGUAUCGGCUUCUAUGGCAUGGGUAGCUAACCUGUGGCCCUGUAGAUGGAAGUUCAAUAACAAGUGAAGGAGCAUUGGUUUGCCACCAUCUCUCUUCUUCAAGAUUGUCUUUCAGAGGCUGGUGAUUAUUAUUAUUGUUAUUAUUGUUGUUGUUGUUGUUGUUGUUGUUGUUAAUUAAUACCCUGCCCAUCUGGCUGGAUUUCCCCAGCCACUCUGGGCAGCUCCUGACAGAAUACUAAAAACACAAUAAAGGAUCAAAUAUUAAAAACUUUCCUAAACAGGGCUGCUUUCAGAUGUCUUCUAAAAGUCAGAUACAGUGGUACCUCGGGUUACCGAUGCUUCAGGUUACAGACGCUUCAGGUUACAGAAUCCGCUAACCCAGAAAUAGUACCUCAGGUUCAGAACUUUGCUUCAGGAUGAAAUCAGAAAUCGCGUGGCAGCGGGAGGCCCCAUUAGCUAAAGUGGUGCUUCAGGUUAAGAACUGUUUCAGGUUAAGAAAGGACCUCUGCAACAAAUUAAGUUCUUAACCCGGGGUACCACUGUAGUUGUUUAUUUCCUUGACAUCUGAUGGGAGGGCGUUCCACAGGGCAGGUGCCACCACCGAGAAGGCCCUCUGCCUGGUUCCCUGUAAACCUACCUCACAGUGAAGGAACCGCCAGAAGGCCCUCAGAGCUGGACCUCAGUGUCCGGGCUGAACGAUGGGCGUGGAGACCUCCUUCAGGUAUAUAAAACUUGAAACUUGGUUCUUUUGCCCGAGUCCUCUUUCGAAGGCUGCUAAUUCAUGCAAACUCCUGUUGUAUCUUUUCUUAACGCAGGCUCUCUCUUGAACCUGGCUAAGCACCCAGCGUCGACGGUUCAGAUCCUGGGAGCCGAAAAGGCACUCUUCAGAGCACUGAAGACUAAACGCGACACACCCAAGUUCGGUCUGAUCUAUCACGCUUCUCUGGUGGGGCAGACGACAGCCAAGAACAAAGGAAAGGUGAGAUGCUCUAAAACACACGUUGCUUUCUGAUUCCUUGAACCGGCAUCUACAGGUAACUAAGGAACCAAGACUUUUGACAUUUGACUUUGUCUCUAGUAAGGCUUCAUUGUUAGUCUAAAUUUGGUAUUUUCCAGAGUUCUGGGGUGCCACCCCUCUCCAAACCCUUUCUGCCUUGUGGCUUUUUAAUAUUUGUUGUCGUUUAGUCGUGUCCGACUCUUCGUGACCCCAUGGACCAGAGCACGCCAGGCACUCCUGUCUUCCACUGCCUCCCGCAGUUUGGUCAGACUCAUGCUUGUGGCUUCGAGAACACUGUCCAACCAUCUCGUCCUCUGUCGUCCCCUUCUCCUUGUGCCCUCCAUCUUUCCCAACAUCAGGGUCUUUUCCAGGGAGUCUUCUCUUCUCAUGAGGUGGCCAAAGUAUUGGAGCCUCAGCUUCAGGAUCUGUCCUCUCAGGGCUGAUUUCCUUAAGAAUGGAUAGGUUUGAUCUUCUUGCAGUCCAUGGGACCCUCAAGAUUCUCCUCCAGCACCAUAAUUCAAAAGCAUCAGCUUUUCAGUGAUCAGCCUUCUUUAUGGUUCAGCUCUCACUUCCAUACAUCACUACUGGGAAAACCAUAGCUUUAAUUAUACGGACCUUUGUUGGCAAGGUGAUGUCUCUUUUUUAUAUUAUUGGAAGCAAAAGGAGAGAGGGAACCUGAAAAUGGCGUUGAAAUAUUAUAAAUAGUAACAAUAAACACCCUAGUUGUUUCAAUUUCAUGAGAGCCUUCUCAUGAAUUGAAUUCCCAUCCUUGCUUAUCUGGAAGUCCUUUCUGUCAUAUAUAUAUAUAUAUGUUUUUGUGUGUUCUUUUAUCUGUUCCUCUAGCAAUAGACCGUAUUUUUCUGUGUAUAAGACGAUGUUUUUUGCUUUUAAAAAAUCAGCAAAAAAUUGGGGCUCGUCAGAUGGUACACAGGGUUCUGGCUCGGAUCGCGGGUUGCAGUUUGCCGACUCAGACCCAAAAAGAAGCUUAACAACUUUUAGGACAAUCACCCCCCAAAAAAAGCUCAAGAACUUUCAGCUGCCGAUCGUCCCUGGACAUGGCGAGCAAGGGGAGCCCGGCAGGCUCUGGCUGAGCUCACCCAGCGGCCCUGCGAGCCAAAGACGGCACUCACUCUGUAGCUAUCACUGUUUGUUCGGUGGCUGCAGCACCAGAAAGAGGUGCUCAGCUCCACUAUUCAAGCAGCAGGAGGAGGAAGAAUAGCUUGCAUAAAAAACCCCUGCCAGUGCUGCUGCUGCCACUGCUGCUCUUGUCAACCAGCCACCGUGGUUUUGGGAACCCUAAUUUAUAAUGAUGAUGAUGAUGAUGAUUUAUUAUUUUAUACCCCAGCCAGAACCAAGCUCAGAGCAGCUAACACCAAUAAAAUUAGAAUAAAAUCUAAAAUGGGGAAAAAUCGGUUAAUUAAAAUACGGGUUAAAAUACAAUUUAAAAUGCAGCCUCUUUUUAGUAGUAGCCCAUAAAUCGAAACCAUAAGGGGAGGGUCAGACAAAGUUCAAACCAAAGGCCAGGCAGAACAGCUCCAUCUUGCAAGCCCUGCGGAAAUAUGUCAAAUCCCGCAGGGCCCUGGUCUCUUGUGGCAGAGCGUUCCACCAAGUCGGGGCCAGUACUAAAAAGGCCCUGGCCCUAGUUGAGACCAAUCUAACCAUCUUGUUACUUGUGGACCUUAAGGUCCUCCGCGGGGCAUACCAGGAGAGGCAGUCCCGUAGGUACUGAUUAAGAAAUACUGAUUUCUUAAUUGUGGGUUCAAAAAAAUAGAGGCUGCCUUAUACAUAAGGGCGUCCUAUGGUAUUCCUAUUCUGAUUUAUGAUUUAUAAAUAAUUCAGUGAAGGAAAAACGAGUUACUCCAUUUGGUAGUGGUUAAAGUUAUGUAUUUGUUUUGAAAUACUAGGCUUUCACUGUUAUAAAAGCAGCUUGUUAUUUUCAACAAAGGAGACCCUUGUGAGCAUUCAUCCUUCAUUGCUUUAAACUAUGAGCAGAAGUUCCCUUUGUGCUAACCUGUGUUGGGAUAAGCUGGAGCACCAUGGGCAAAGUCAACUGCCAACUUGGUUUCAUUGGGGGGGUAUUUAAUUUAAUUUAAUUUUUCUUUCCAGAUCUCACGAAUGCUGGCAGCUAAAACAGCCUUGACUAUCCGUUACGAUGCUCUCGGAGACUCGAGCAGCGCUGAGAUGGGAGCAGAAAACAGGUUGAAAGUCGAGACAAGGCUGAGGCACUUGGAGGAGAAAGGGGUGAGCCUGCAAAAACAUGGAAAGACAAUUUUAUGUGGUUAUUUUAUUAUUAUUAUUUCUAUACCGCCCUAUACCCGAAGGUCUCAGGGCGGUUCACAUAACGGAUGCUUCUCGGUGGCGGCAGCAGUCCACACUGCUUAAAGUACUUUAUAGAGUGUAGUGAUGAAGCUGGAAGAUGUGCAGAGGAGGGUAACCAAGGCUAUCAGGUCUAGAAACCGAGCUUUAUGAAGAACGGUUGAAGGAGCUGGGUACGUUUAGCCUGAAAAAGAGGAGACCAAGAGAGGAGAUCAUCAUCAUCAUUCAUUCAUGGGAGCCAGUGUGAUGUAGUGGUUAAGAGGGGUGGACUGGUGAACCGGGUUCGCGUCUCCGCUCCUCCACAUGCAGCUGCUGGGUGACCUUGGGCUAGUCACACUUCUCUGAAGUCUCUCAGCCCCACUCACCUCACAGAGUGUUUGUUGUGGGGGAGGAAGGGAAAGGAGAUUGUUAGCCGCUUUGAGACUCCUUUGGGUAGCGAUAAAGCGGGAUAUCAAAUCCAAACUCUUCUUCUUCUCUUCUUCAUUUUUUAAUUUGCAUACCGUCUUUCUAUCUUACAAUACAGUCAUACCUCGGGUUAAAUAUGCUUCAGGGUUGAGCGUUUUCAGGUUAUGCUCCGCAGCGACCCAGAAGUAACGGAGCACAUUAUUUCCGGGUCUCGCCGCUCGCACAUGCGCAGACGCUCAGAAUGACGUCAUGCGCAGAAGCGGAGAAACGCAACCCGCAGUCGCAUGUUACGUUUACUUCAGGAUGCGAACAGGGCACCGGAACGGAUCCCGUUCGUAUCCAGAGGUGCCGCUGUACUCAAGGCGGUUUACAAGAUGAAGAAACAAAAAAUGUACAUCUUAUAAAUGUACAUCCAAUGCAAUACAAAAUGUACAUCCAAUGCAAUACAAAAAUGUGAUAAUAAAACUUUAAGAUAGGCAACCUACAUCAAAAAAGUAACAUUCAACAAUCACUAGAAUAGUAUUAAAUGAUAAUAACAUAUACAAGUUAAACAGAAAUCCACUCAACAGUUACAAUAAAUAAUUUCUAAACUAUAAUCAAUAAAACAAUGGCAAGCCGCAGUACAUAAAAUAAUACAAUACAAAUUGAGAAGCAGAGACUAGAGGGUAGAGCAAGGCAGGUGGAAGGAGGCCUUGCCUGAUGGAGUCUCUUCCCUCAUAGUUCUUUCUCCAGGCCUAGCUUCCUUAUGAGGACUCCUAGGGUCAGAGGGUGGGGCAAGGCAGGUGGAAAAAUAUGACAGCCAUCCUCCUAUAUCUCAAGGGCCGUCACACGGAAGAAGGAACAAGCUUGUUUUCUCCUGCUCUGGAGGGUAGGACUCGAAACAAUGGCUUCGAGUUACAAGAAAGGCGAUUCCAACUAGACGUCAGAAGAAGCUUUCUGACAGUAAGAGCUGAUUGACAGUCUCCCUCAAGAGGUAGUGGAGUCUCCUUGGAAGUUUUAAGCAGAGGUUGGAUGGCCAUCUGUCAUGGAUGGCAUUUGGACUAGAUGUCUCUUGGGGUCCCGUCCAAUUCUACCGUUCCAUGAGACAUCAGUUGACACAUUGGCAGUAAAGGCAGAGAUAAGGUCAACUUCCAACUAUUUGCCUGCAUUCCCAUUCCAGGCCACCUUUUAUUCCAUGGAUCUAUCAGCUUGGCUGGGAUGCAGGUGGCACUGUGGGUUAAACCACAGAGCCUGCGACUUGCCGAUCAGAAGGUCGGCGGUUCGAAUCCCUGCAAUGGGGUGAGCUCCCGUUGCUCGGUCCCUGCUCCUGCCAACCUAGCAGUUCGAAAGCACGUCAAAGUGCAAGUAGAUAAAUAGGUACCGCUCCAGCGGGAAGGUAAACGGCGUUUCCGUGCGCUGCUCUGGUUUGCCAGAAGCAGCUUAGUCGGCCCAUAAAGCAAGAUGAGCGCCGCAACUCCAGAGUCAGUCACAACUGGACCUAAUGGUCAGGGGUCCCUUUACCUUGAUCAGCUUGGCUCUUCCUUUGCAACACAGCUCAAACUCAAGCUGCGUUAUGAAGGAAAAAAUGGGUCAUCUGGCCUCAGGUGGGUGACCCCCACCCACCUGUCAAGAUGACCCACCUAUGGGGGUGGGAAGUUCAGAAUCCAGAGUAGGAGAAACAUUAGGCUUUGGAGAACUCCUGAAAGCAUGAGGGGUGGGAAUUGCAGCAGGAGAAGGAAGGAAAGGGCCUUGCUAGAUCUUUGCUUGGUUCAUUCACACAGCAUGGAAUCUGGACUUUGGAAACGUCAAAGCACCGAACUUUUCAUUCUGCACAUACCAGGUGGCUGUGGUUGACUCUCGACUCGCUCAGUUCUCAUCCACGCUGUUUCUUAAUUCCUUUUCUUCUGGGAUAUGGAACUGGUGUCCCACAAGAAGGCAUGGAAAUCCUAGGAUUUGCUGUUAACCGCCCAGUGGAAGGAGAUCCAAAUAGUUCAGCCCAGCCUUCCAGAUGUUUUUGGACUACAACAUUAUCAGCCUUAGCCAGACCCUAUAAUGAUGGGGUUGGGGAGAGUUGUUGUCCCGAACAUCUGGAGAACAUCAGGCUUGCGGAGGCUGUUUUAGCCCAGCCCGUGUUUCUUCCGCGAGGAGAGAGCCAAGGUUCCCCUGUUAUUAGGAGUAGUUCACUCCAGCCUGCUUUUUCUUAUGAGAACCUGUGAUCAGCUUUAAUUCUUCUUAGCAAUGUUGUGCCAACAUUUUAUCAUCAGUCAUUUGUUCCUCAUAACUGUGCCUUUCUCCCCCUCAGAUAAGACGGAUAAGUGGCACGGGAAAAGCCCUGGCCAGGGCAGACAAAUAUCAGCACAAGAGGUUGGUAGUUGUAUGUUUUGUUUUGUUUUUCUUUUGCUUCCCAAAUGCUUGCGUUUUAAUUUUUCCUCACUGUCUCCUGCAUUGGUGGAAACAUUUUCAAUAUUCUCAGCACAGCCUUGCUUGCUGCAAGGUUGCAUGUCUCAGGUUGCAUGUUUGGCUCGUUGCUAGCUCUCUUCUUUUUUUCCUUACCUUGGUGGCGGCGUUUUAGUUUAAUACAGAUUAAUAAUACAACCUUUGUGCAUUAUGAGCCGAAGGAGUCCAGAUACCAGCCCAUAGUGGAUAGAACACCACGUGUUUCCUAAUACGGUGGCACCUUGGUUCUCAAACUGCUCAAACACACAUUUUUAAAGAAACCGGAAGCUUUUUUAUUAGGCAUUUUAACAAUAAGUAUUCCAAAAGAAAAAAAAAGAGUGCUUCUUUACGCAACAACAGCAGCCAGAAUGUUGGAAUAUUGGAAAAACGAGUUAACACCAACCUUGACUUCACCAAAAUGACAGAACUAAUAAGACAUCACUCAGGAGACAAGGUUAAAAAAGAAUGGGAUUACUUUAAAAAUUAUCUCCAAAAUAUGGUUCCAGUAACAACACUUGUUGUGCCUAGACUAAUUUUACAGGUAUAAGGGAAAUUCCGUGUGUGUUUUUAAAUAAUUGAAUACAGAUUACUUAAGUGUAAGAGAUGUGUAGUAGCCAGAAAGAGUUAGGGGGAAGUAAAAAAAAACAUAUAAGGGACUCAAACCGGUUUAGAGGAACAGAAAGAAUGUGACUGUAAGGGAAAAAGAGAGAGAAAAGCAGAAAUAUGAAGGUAACUUCUUUCUAGGAACUUUAUAUAUAGAAUAUUCAAAUUAUGGUUUGUACUCCUGAAAUGAUUUUGUGUAUUGGACAAAUAUUCCGCCCCCCUUUUCUUUGUUUCCUUUUCCUUGUUCUCCUCAUUUUGAUUUUGGAUCGUUGUUGAUUGUUUUUCUGUUUGCAAAAUUAAUACAGCAUGCAUAUGUAUACAUAUGCGCAUAUAUAUAUAUAAAACACACACACACACACACACACACACACACACACACACACACACAUAUAUACACACACACACACACACACACACACACACACACACAUUGUUUGUAGCCAGGGCCACAAACAAACAAACGACCACACAAUCCUUUGGAAGACAGAGACGCAAGAGGGCAUCAGAGGAGGGAGAAAAGGAAAGAGGGACAGAGGCCAGUGCUGUCCACGGUGCCCCUGACCAUCCUUCAAGACAUCCCACGGUUCGCUGGUUGAAAACCAGUGCCCAAAGUCAUUCAGGCUAAGAAAAGAUGGGCGUGAUCUUCGGUUCUCGUGCUUUUUCCUUGCAUUUUUUUAAAAACCAAAAUAAAACUCCUUUUGUCAUUCAAGUGAAGUGAAAACAUACGACCCUUCUGGGGAGUCGACGCUUCCUCCGGUCCCAGGAAAGCGCAAACGUGAAUUGGAAGACGAGGAGGAGGAGACGACGACGACAGCAGGCCCAGGAAAAGCAAAGAAGGCGAAAAUAGUAGAAAUCAAAGGUUAGUUGCUGUGCCUCCGGAAUCUCAGUUGCGUCUGAAGUCACUUGAUUGGCUUCCACCUCCUUUGUGUAAAUGUACUUUUGUAAAAUGGUUUCCUUGCCGGCCGUUGGACUCGCCACUAUGCUCUCUUUGUGUAGCCUGAAACAAAUUUGAUGGGCUUCCCAGUCUGCUUGAAAGGUUCCGCAAAUCAUCUUCCAUUCUGCCUCUUCCAAACUUCUGGGAAGAGUGCCUGGCAUUUUGUAGCCAAAGCAGCAAGAGCCACAUAAAGAAACUUUUUGUGUGUGUGGAGCUGGUGUUGGUGGGGAGAUCAAUCAGGUUUGGAGAAAGACAAAAACUCCUUCUCAGGAUAAGUCCCUAAAGCGGGGGGGGGGGGGGGAGAAGUACCUUCCAAACAGCCCAAAGGAAACUUUUUUAAAAAAUAUUUUUUAUUAAUUUUAACAUAUAAAUUAUAAUACAUACCACAAAACUUCACAACUUAUACAAUCUUUUUUUUUUUUGGACUUCCAUCAGCACCUCUGAUGAUCCACCGUUUUUGUCACUUCUUAUGCAUUUCUUAAAUUCAUAUUGCCUUUAAUUAUCUUAACUAACCAUCCUCCCCUUUAUCCAUUUUUGCAAUAGUUCCAAUAAUUCACCUCACAAAACUUCUUGCAAACCUACAAACGUAGUCUGAUCAUCACAAUUACUUUUCAAAUAGUCUGUAAAUUUACACCAGUCUUCUGUGAAUCUCUGGUCCUGCAGAUUUCGAAUCCUUCCUGUUAGUUUGUCUAGUUCUGCAUAGUCCAUUAAUUUCAUCCUCCAUUCUUCUUUCGUCGGUAAUUCUUCUUGCUUCCAUUUUUGUGCCAAUAAUAUUCUUGCUGCCGUCGUUGCAUAUAAAAACAUUCUUUCUAUUUACAUUCUUUUCUAUUUAUAUCAGUUCCUACAAUGCCCAGUAAAAAAGCCCAAAGGAAACUCAGUGGAAUGGGAGGAACGAUAGAACAGAAUUGGAGGAAGGGAGACAAAAAUCAAAUACAGCCGUACCUUGGUUAUCACACGCCCUGGUACUCAGACGUUUUGGCUGUCGAACGCCGCAAACCCGGAAGUGAAUGUUCCGGCUUGCAAACAUUCUUUGGAACUCAAACGUCUGACGGGGCUUCCGAUUCGCUGCAGGAGCUUCCUGCAGCCAAUCGGAAGCCGCGCUUUGGUUUCCGAACGUUUUAGAAGCUGAACAGACUUCCGAAAUGGAUUCCGUUCAACUUCCAAGGUGCGACUGUAGAGGGAUCAAAAUAAUUCAUUGUCUGUUGUGCACAACAGUCUUCCCCCACCCCUUGAUCAAAAUGGAGGGUGGGGGGGAAACGGCUUACUCUUCUUUCCCGGCAAAAAAAUACCCCCAGGACUGGGCACGUUCAGUGGGCAAGGAAUGUGAUGGGCUGACUUCACUUGCAGAAACGAAUUGCCACCUUUUCAUUUUAAUUGGUGACAGCCCCUUCUGGGCUGGGUUUGCCAGUCGACUGCUGCGGUGUUUUGAUGAUGUUGUUGUUGUUGAUGAUGAUGAUGAUGAUAUUUUAUUUAUAUCCCGCCCUCCUCCUUGGGCUAGAGUUCUGUGAGGAUUACCAAAGAAGGGGGUCAGACUGUGCCUUGGCCAAAGGCCUGGUGGAACAGCUCUGUCUUGCAGGCCCUGCGGAAAGAUGUCAAGUCCCGCAGGGCCCUAGUCUCUUGUGGCAGAGCGUUCCACCAGAUCGGGGCCACAGCCAAAAAAUGCCCUGGCUCUGGUUGAGGCCAGCCUAACCUCCCUGUGGCCCAGGACCUCCAAGAUGCUUUUGUUUGAAGACCGUAGGGUCCUCCGUGGGACCUACCAGGAGAGGGCGGUCCCAUAGGUACGAGGGUCCUAGGCCGUAUAUGGCUUUAAAUGUUAAAACCAGCACCUUAAACCUGAUCCUGUACUCCACUGGUAGCCAGUGCAGCUGAUAUAGCACCGGGUGAAUGUGAUCCCACGGAGAGGACCCCAUAAGGAGUCUCGCCGCGGCAUUCUGCACCCGCUGGAGUUUCUGGGUCAGUCUCAAGGGCAGCCCCACAUAGAGUGAGUUACAAUAAUCAAGUCUGGAGGUGACCGUCGCGUGGAUCACAGUGGCUAGGUCAGGGCGAGAGAGGUAAGGCGCCAACUGCUUAGCUUGGCGGAGAUGAAAAAAUGCCGCCUUUGUUAUAGCUGCAAUCUGCGCCUCCAUGGAAAGGGAGGUGUUGAAGAUUACACCCAAACUCUUAACGGACGGUGCUGGCACUAAUUGCGCCCCGCAAGAGAUGGGAGUUGCCCCCCCAAUCUCAUAUCGCCCCGUCCCAGCCACAGGACCUCUGUCUUCGAAGGAUUUAGCUUCAACCGGCUCCCACAUAACCAUCCAGCCACAGCUUCCAAACCUCUGGUCAGUGUGCCUGGGGCCGAGUCAGGAUGGCCAUCCGUCAACAGAUAGAGUUGGGUGUCAUCAGCAUAGGAAAAGGCUCCUAGCCCAAAGGAGCUUGCGAAGAAGAAAAGUCAUCUAUCUAGUCUGAGUUUUCUCAUUUAGAACUCUGUUAAGGAGCAGCCACCCUGCAUCUUGGUUUGCCAUGCAGAUAACCACAUAUCUGGAGUGCCUGCAUGCAAAGCAGGAGUGCAGGAUACGUGCUUAUUAAAGAGUUCCCCAUGUCGGAACGAGUACUGAGCCCACUGUCCUCUAAAUCUCCACAGCGAUGGUCUGUUCAGCUUCACAAUUCUCCCUCUCUUGACAGAUUGCCAAAGCCUGAGGCUUUAGUUUUUGUUGGCUGAAAACAUCCUUUUUUAGUGGAGUUUUGUAGCUUUGGUACUCGGAAUGCUGUGUGUUGCCCACAGUCCUCCGGGCUAAAAGCGAUGGGUGUUUUCCAUCCAAAGGCUCUUUAUUCAUAAGUGGGUCUAAUAGAAUAGGGCCAGUGUUUGUCAAAAGACAGAACGGUAUAGUCCAAAAUAUUGUAUACCAACUUAAUUCUUAUUUAUAUUGAUACAUUCCUUCUUCAAAUGGAGUCAGAGUUGAGUUGGGGGAACAUAAGAUGGUUUGAGCAUAUUACCGUGAUCCUGGUCUGACUGCACUGGCUACCAGCUAGUUUCCGGGCCCAAUCCAAAGUGCUGGUUUUGACCUAUAAAGCCAUAAAUGGCUCAGGACUGCAAUACCUCAAGGACCGCCUCUUCCUAUAUGAACCUACCCGGAGCCUGAGAUCAUCUUCUGACGCCCUUCUUUGUGUCCCUCCUCCUCGAGAGGUCCAGAGGGUGGCAACAUAAGAACGGGGCCUUCUCUGCAGUGGCUCCCCGUCUGUGGAAUGCUCUCCCCAGCGAAGUUCGCCUGGCGCCUUCAUUAUACACCUUUAGGCGCCAGGCAAAAAUGUUCCUUUUUAACCAGGCCUUUGGUUGACCUGAUUUACCUCCUAUGCCCUUUUAAAAUGUGGGUUUUUGGGGGGGGCACUAUUGGGUUGUUUUUGAUUUUUAUUAUGUAUUUUGUGGUUUUAUAUCUUGAUUUUAUUCUGUGAACCACCCUGAGACCCCGUGUAUAGGGCGGUAUAUAAAUUCAAUUAAUUCUUCUUUUUCUUCUUCUUCUUUAUUUCUUACAUUUAUAUACCACCUUUAUCUUCCAAGGAUCUCAAGGUGGUGUACAUGGUGUACAGAAGGCCGAGGGCCUUCUGGCGGUUCCCUCAUUGCGAGAAGUAAGGUUACAAUAAUAUAAUAAUAAUUUUCCCCAUAGUGGAGGAAGAGGAAGUGGAGGAAGAGGAAGAGCAGGAGGAACCUGUCGUCAAGAAGAAGAAGAAGAAGAAGGAGAAAAAGAUGAAAGCUCAGGAAGAAGCUGCUUGGGUAGCGGAUGAGGAAGAAGAAGAACCAUCAACUAGCAUUUCAGUCGAGGUAAGAUGCUUCAAAUCGUCCAAGAUGACAUAUGCUGCUGUAGUGAAAACUUGUGGCAGCCGCACGUCCAUAAUUCGGUUUGUCAGUCGCUUGUUGGAGGGUUGAAUGAACAUGGGCACGCUAGGAAUGCUUACUGUUUGAAUUGCAGGAGUUAAAAAACCUGCAUGAUCUGGAUCAUGGGUAGGCAGACUAUUCUCCCCCCCCCCCAAUAAUAUUUAUUAUUUUUCAUACAAAAACAUAACAAAAGAGAGAGUAAACAAUAAUAAAAGGGGGGGGGAGAGAAAAGGAUAUGAAACAUAAAAUACAUCAACUCACUACGUAAACUAAAACUUAAUUAAUUAAUUAAAAUCCAUCUUCAUAAAUGUAUUACUUGGCUUCCUCUAAUCUCUUCCAUCUGAAUUUCUUAGUAAUUAUAUAUAGCAGUUUCCAAUAUCAUUAUUUCAUGAAACCAUAUCACAGUCAUAAUCAUAUUUCCUAACUUUUCUUAUCGUACAUGUUCUUAUUUAUUUAUUUAAUCCUAAUUUAGUCCUAGGCCUAAUUAAUUCUUUCAAGUGGUUACAUAUCUUUAAUAUUGUGGGUAGGCAGACUAAGGCCCUGGGGCCGGAUCCGGCCCAAUCGCCUUCUAAACCUGGCCCGCAGACGGUCUGGGAAUCGGCGUGUUUUUACAUGAGUAGAAUGUGUCCUUUUAUUUAAAAUGCAUCUAUGGGUUGUUUGUGGGGCCUGCCUGGUGUUUUUACAUGAGUAGAAUGUGUGGUUUUAUUUAAAAUGCAUCUCUGGGUUAUUUGUGGGCCAUAGGAAUUCGUUCAUUCCCCCCCCAAAAAAUAUAGUCUCUCCCCCCCCCCCCCCGAGAUCUGAGAGACAGUGGACCGGUCCCCUGCUGAAAAGGUUUACACACCUCUGAUCUGGAAUGUCAGAGCGUAUGGGGAAACAGCGCUUUUCCUAAAUACCUUGAUGCAUCUGUCAGAAUUGCGUGGAGCCCACCCUCAUGAAAAAAGACAAUUGCCUGCUUAUGUACCCUGUAAAGUUAAAGGGACCCCUGACCAUUAGGUCCAGUCGUGACCGACUCUGGGGUUGCGGCGCUCAUCUCACUUUAUUGGCCGAGGAAGCCGGCGUACAGCUUCCAAGUCAUGUGGCCAGCAUGACUAAGCCGCUUCUGGCGAACCAGAGCAGCGGACAGAAACGCCAUUUACCUUCCCGCCGGAGCGGCACCUAUUUAUCUACUUGCACUUUGACGUGCUUUCGAACUGCUAGGUGGGCAGGAGCAGGGACUGAGCAACGGGCGCUCACCCCGUCGCGGGGAUUUGAACCGCCGUCCUUCUGAUCGGCAAGUCCUAGGCUCUGUGGCUUAACCCACGGCACCACCCACGUCCCUUUAUGUACCCUGUAGCCAUGUCUUAUUCCACAACCCUCCAACGUCUCGUUCUGCAGAGCCAUUCAAGGCUUUGACGAACCAGAGAGCUCUUGCCGGGGCAGAAACGACCCUCUUCAGCCUCAUGUGCGUCACAAGCCGCAUGCGUUGACAUGCGUGCACUCGGCGUCGCAUAGCAGCGGCCCGGUCCCAGUGGCGCAGUUCCGAGGAGGAGCUAUUUUGGAAGCAGGUGUGGCCCACGCUGCUGCGUUUUGAUUGGCGAGCAUCUUGCCUCCAGUUAAACUUCUCCGUAAAUGGAGGGAGAAGGGCUUUGUUCUGCUGAGAUGCUUAGAGAUGAAAGCUUCUCUUCUCUUGCUGAGUGCUGUUGACUCAUUUCAUUAGGGUCAUAUCGAUGGUAACCAUGGAUCCCUGCGGUUCUCGCGAGCCUCUCCGUCUAAAGAGAUUAGCAAAGAGGGAGCAGAAUAGGACCGUGCCUCUGCUGCUCACAUCUCAAAGGAAAAACCCAAAAACCCUUAGAUGCAAAUCAAUCUUCCUAAUUUUGAAUUUUGUAUAUUUCAUAAUUGGGAGUAGAGAGGUAACAACGCUUAUUCUUUUUCCAGACUUCAGAGAAGAAGAAGAAAAAGAAAAAGAAGAUUAAAGAGGAGCCGGAAGAUGAUUAAGAGGAAGAAAGCACAAUCUCCCUGGGCAUGGUGUCGAUGUGGUUUUGGAGACAGCUGCCCCAAAAAUGUAAUUUGCCCCACAAUUAGGCAAGGCCGACAAAUUCUUCCCACUUUCUGUGGAGCAGAUCCACCCUCCAUUCUCAGUUUCUUAGUCAGAACAGCAAAUUUAAUCUCUGCUCUGGUGUUUCUUUGCAAUGCUAACAAACUGCUUUGAGAGUUUGCCUGUCUCUAAAAAGCAAUAUUAUACAUGUUUGAAAACUGGUAACAUUUUCCAACAGCAAGACUCCUUUAUCUUCCUUCAGUAUAAAUUUUUAGAACACACUGA